UUUCAUUGUUAUGGAAGUUAACUUUAAUUAACUUGACAUCCUUUUAAGAUUGAUUUAAGAGAGAUCUGAGGAUGUUCGAGUGUUGACAACAAUAAAUUAGUAAGUGCAAACCAAUUAAAAGACAUUUGAUAUAGAAUUUAAUUAAGUUUAACAAUCCCUUAGGCAAAUGGGAUUUAAAGUAAUAGCUAUGAAAAAGCAUGAUAAACCUAGGUAGGAUGAAGAAAACAAAAUUUUAGAGUAUCUUUAAAAAAUUAAUACUCUAAAUCUUCCUGAGAGAAUGUAUAUUUAUAAAUUUUGUCAAACUAUAAUAAAAUUGUUCAAACCAGAGAUGCAAAUUGUAAGGUUUAAUUAAAAAGAUACAAAGGAUUUACUAUUGAUGUUUAAAUAAUAUUUUAUGGCAGAGAAUAAUAUUGAAAUUUUAUAAUAAAUUCAAUAACUUAUGAUGGAUUAAGAAUUUAAAGUAUUUUAUAUAAUCCUAAUUGCAGAUGACCUCAGCUUUAGUUUUAAUAAAAAUCUUAGUAAACAAAUCUAGAGAAGAUUUUCAUAAUUUAAUUCAAAGUACAUCUGCAAUUGUUAUAUCAAAAAUAAAAGCAAAGCUUACAGAAUAAUAGCAUUAAUAAAGGUAAACAGGUAAUGAAUAACUAAAAUAAACUGAACUAUAAGAUCCAGGAUCAAGUGAAAGCCCUAAGACAAAAUUAUGGAUAUAGAGGAAAGGCAACAAAUAAAGAGAAUAAUCAAGUUCUUUGGUUUAUUAAAAACCUACAAUCAUUCUCAGAUCUGUCUCGAUGGUAGAUAAAUUACUAGUUGCUUAGUCAUAGUAAUAAUCUUAUCAAUAAUAAUUGAUGUAAUAAUAAUAAUAGAUGUACAUAAAUCCUGAAAGGGAAUUAAAAUUACAAUUAAGAGUUUAAUAGAAGAAGCUGAAAAAGAGGCUGCAUUCAAAUUAUAAGGCAAUAAUAGAUUUGGAUUUUGAUAAUUAUUGGGCGAUGCAUAUAAUUUUGAAAAAAAAGUUCUUCAAGCAUUCUGACAAAUAUUGUAAUUAAAAUUUAUAUAUAGUUUUACAAAGAGGUGGAUUUUAUAUUUGGAGUUAAUUAAAAUUGUUUAAUUAAUCUAUUAGAUAGACUAUAAAUAAUUAUCAAUUAAAAAGAGUGGAAAGUAUUUAAGCAGAUAAAUUGACUAAUGAAUAAGUUUAAGAGAUUCAUCGUAUAUAUAAUACUACUUGUUAAUCACCUAGGAAACUUCCAUAAUUACCAAAUAUAUAAUUAAAAUCAUAGAGUCCAUAAAUCAUUAAAUAAAAUAAGCUUGUCUAAAAUAUAUCUUUUUUACCUCAGUUAUAAUUUAGAAAUUAGCAAUUAGUUCAGCAAUAAUAAUAAGCUUAUUCGUAAGUUUCUUAAAAGCCAAUAUCAUUUUAUGAUCCAAAUAAAGAUUUUACAACAUCAGCUUAGAGAUCUAAUAAAUCAUUAAAUCUAUCCUAAGACUAGAUUCGCCAUAGAAAAUCUGAACAUAAUUCUGAAAUAAUUCUCUAUAAAUGA
Messenger RNA from Paramecium sonneborni, 1529 nucleotides. Lineage: Eukaryota; Ciliophora; Oligohymenophorea; Peniculida; Parameciidae. The record is from the annotation of a GenBank genome assembly.